AUGCAACAGUACAAGGACGCCCUCUCUAAAUCUUGCCAGUCAUGGGCGGACUAACAGGAUGGCUCCUGUUACUGUGCCUUGUCAGCUCAGCCAAAGCCAGCUUCAGUCCUACAAUUACCAAAUUCGUUUUCGAAGUGUGUGAGGAUGUUCCCAUAGGUUCACAAGCCUUUACUAUAGAAGCAUCAGAUCCAGAUGGAGAUACACUGACUUACGCACUUGUUGGGCCCAAUGCUGCAUUCUUUCAAGUUGAUCAAAACAGUGGGGUGGUAACUGUGAAAUCUGCCCUCGAUAGAGAGAAUAGUGUAACAAUGUUACUCGAUGUUACUGUCAGUGAUACCACCAAUCUUACACCAGGAAGAUUAACUAUAAUAUUAAAUGAUGCCAAUGACAACAGCCCCAUAUUUCGGAAUACUGCCUUUGACGUUUCAGUGCCAGAAAAUACUGCUGUAGGUGGGUCAUUGUUCACAUUCCUCGCAGAUGAUGAAGAUGAAGGAGAUGCUGGCGUUGUUAGAUACUCAAUCACUGAAAUAAUACCACCACAAGGAUCUGAAGUGCUUGAAAUCGGUACCAUUAACGGUGAACUAAAAUUAAAGGGACAGCUCAAUUACAACUUACUGAGCUCCUUUUAUCGGCUCAGGGUCAAUGCAGGUGAUCUUGGAGGCUCUUGUGGUUCUGGGGAUAAAGUCUUCCAGUCAAGCAAUGUCUUCGCCUUGGUUACAGUUGUGGACAUGCCAGACCUUGACCCCAUUUUUACCAGUACUACGUAUAUUGGAAGCGUUGAGGAAAAUUCUGCUGUGGACACAUUUGUGUUACGAGUGACGGCCAUAGAUCAGGACAAGGGAAUCAAUGAUAAUAUCAUCUACAGUAUUGAAGAUUCCACAGCUGAUGGCUUAUUCAAUAUCUCAGAGAAUGACGGCAUCAUAUCUAUCUCAUCGGCGAUUGACAGAGAAGUUAUUGGUGAUACAGUAACUCUGAUUGUGAAGGCCACUGAGUCUGAACUGAACGUCAACGGCCAACCUGCCACUACAACAACAACCGUCCAGGUCAACAUCGGUGACAUCAACGACAACCCGCCUCAGUUUUACAACUGUGAAGAGUCCUGUGUGACCGCAACUCAAUUCACAGGGGAGGUCUUUGAACACUCUUUGGGGGCGAUUUCUAUUGGCAUGACAGUCAAAGAUCCGGACAAAUCUGUGCAAACUGAGCUAAGGUUGGAAGGAGUGGACAAAGAUGUGUUUUCUGUAGAACCCUCACUUGCUGCAUCAGAUAGCAUUGUUCAGCUUCUUGUCAGGCAGCCUGCAAAUUUGGAUUUUGAAGAAAAGCAACAAAUGGUUCUUCAGGUGAUUGCAAUAGACAAGGACAAAACCACCUUUCAGUCCACUGCUACAGUUACAAUAAACAUAAAGGACACCAACGACAACAGCCCCACAUUCCCACAAGACACAUACAAGUUGAAAGUGGCGGAACACUCUCCUGUUGGGACAGAGGUGCUCUCAGUCACGGCAGAAGAUCCUGACACAAUGGAUGCAGGCAACAUCACCUACAGUCUUCUUCCAGUGAGCAUACUGGAGUACUUUGACGUUGACACUGGAACGGGAAGAGUCUACGUGAAAAAUAACAUUACGCUAGAUCGCGAGCUCAGAUCUCUUUAUUCAGCCACUUUGCAGGCCAGAGACUCGGAUGGCAAGCCUGGCACCACGGUGCUGGAGAUUACUUUGACGGACAUUAAUGACCAGCCACCAAUUAUCAACAGAGACUUGUAUAGAGAGUUUGUCAAAGAGGAUGGGCAGUUUGAAUUCAAGAUAGAGGCUACAGACGGAGAUGAACAUGGCACAGUAAACAGCCAAAUUGUAUUCAGUAUUGAAGAGAGCUUACACAGCGGCAGCUUCAGCAUUGAUACAAACACCGGUAUGUUAAAAAACAAUGCUGAACUGGAUCGGGAGGCGUUGGAUCCAAAAGACAAUGGCAGAGUAAACCUCACUGUAAUAGCCACUGAUAAGGGGAUACCUUCUCUAUCCGGCUCUGUCUCUGUUGUUAUCGUUGUGGAGGACGUCAAUGACAACAUCCCAGCAUUCAAAUCAGAGUCUUACAGUUUUUCUGUUAGAGAAGGAGAAAAAGGUGCAUCUGUGGGUUUUGUUCAUGCUCAGGAUCUGGAUCAAACAGCUGAAUAUAACCGCAUUUCUUUCAGCAUCAUAGAUGGAAGCUUUGGUAGCUUCAUUGUUCGAACCUCUGCAGAUGAAGAGGGUUACAUGGGAAACAUCAUGGUAGACCCAGACAUCGAGCUUGACUAUGAAACAGAUCGCAAGAAGUUCCUGUUGCGUGUGGAAGCUGCAGAUCUGGAGCAGGGGAAAGCUACAGUGACAGUGGAGGUGAACAUUUUGGAUGUGAAUGAUGAAAGACCUGAGUUCAAAUCAGACCCAGCUGUUUCUGUAAAAGAGAACACCACCAUAAGCGAGGCUGUUGGAAGAUUUGUAGCUGAGGACAAAGACACCAACCAUUCCCUGGUCUACGAGCUGGAAUCUGUCACAUGCAGAUGCAGUGGCAAACUGACACAAUGUGAGUGGUUUACCAUCGACCCAAGUGGGGAUGUUAGAGUCAAUCCAGCCCACAAUGUGGAUUAUGAAGAAUGUGACCAGGCAGUGAUAGCAGCUCAGGUGGUGGACUUGUACACUGAAAAGGGAGAGAACAACAGUGUUAUACCAGGACAAAUGGUAGUCAACAUUGUAGACAUAAAUGACAACGCUCCUCAAUUCAUUUACUCAGACUCUGUGUUUGUUGUGGUGUCAGAAGGUGCGGGCAAAGGAACAUCAGUUGCAGGAGUGACGGCUUCAGAUCAGGACUCUGGAGUAAACAGGCAAAUCAGUUUUAAAGUGUCAUCAGUUCAAUUCGAGAACAGUGUCACAAACACAACAAAACCAAUGGGGAUGUUGUUUGAGGCUGUCACUACACAACAACAGGACAUAUAUGUUGGGAUUAUUCAAACUACCGAAGGGCUUGAACUGACCCUGAAAGGCAAAUAUUUGGUGACCGUAAAUGCAAUGGAUUCGGGCGGCCUCUCCUCCUCCACUGUCCUGGAGAUUUUCACCAUUGAUGAAAGCUUCCAAACUCAACUUCAGUUUAGAAUUACAAAGGCUGAGGUUGAAAACUCGCUCAGUGAGAUCACCAGGGCAAUCACAGCAGCCACCAGCGCUGCAGUACAUAUUGUUAAAAUCAGUGAAGUGUCUUCUGCGAGAUCUGAGAAUGGCCCAAAGUCUGUCAUGUUGGCAUAUUUCAUCUAUCUAAACGGAACAGCUCUUACCUCUUCAGAAGUAGAAAAGAAGCUUUCCGAUGCUAAUCAUUUUCCUACACUUAAUGCAUUGGGCCUAAUGAAUAUUGGCAGUGCUCCUGUCACUGAAACAAAAACAGAUCCUGUGAAAUAUAUUCUCCUGGGAAUAAUGGGAGGCCUCAUCAUUGUGCUGAUUGUGCUCAUUACCUCGCUUUUGUGCACUCGCAGAAACUACAAAAGAAAGCUGAAAGCAGCCAAUGCCAUGAAAUCUACAACUAUGUCAGACAACCAGAAAGGUGGUGCUGUGGUGCCUGGAACCAACAAGUACACCAUGGAAGGUGCCAACCCGGUGCUAAACCUCAACAUUGACUCGGCUAUUGCUUUGGACUUGGAUUUAAAUGAGGAGAGCUCCGACACGGACAAAGUCAGCCUCAACUCCCUGGACCUAGGUGGAUCCCACUAUAACAUGAUCAUGAGUGAAAACAAUAAAAAUGAUCACAAGAGGGGGAUUCUGUGGGACAAAGAAGCUGAUGAGCCACCGGAGUACGAUGAGCCUCUGGGUGCAGCGCUGGCCCAGUUGGGUCAGAAUAAGAAAAACAGCAAUACCAACACUGACGUUGGCAUUAUCAACCCAAUGUUCGACACAACAGAUCUGUAACACAACCAUUUAAUGAUGUAACAGCAAUGGACAAAAUCAUACAAACCAAAUCAAACAUAGUUUCUGCCUUUAAACAGCUCUUUGUUCUGAACAUUGGAAUGUAAAAUAAAUGUAUUCAAUAAGUUUGACACAAAAUUCAUGACUUUAUUUAAACAUUUUUCUCAGGAAAAACUAAAUGAAUAUAUAUAUAUAUAUAUAAAUUAGGAUUGGAUUGAACUUGUGGAUUUCAGUUUGGCUUAAAAGUCAAAUCUUUUUUCAAGACAUUUCUAACAUUUGCUCUCAUCUUAGUUGCAGGAUCUACACACAAAUGACAAAUCAAUACGGCUCAUGGGUUGCUUAUUUGAUCAGUUUUUCAGUGUUUAAGAUGUAGGUAAAUUGCAGGUAAAAUGCAGGUAGAUUCCUGCUCAGGAAACAGGUCAAACAGCAGAGAAACACAACGAAUAAAUAAAUAAAUAGUAGUAAUAUGUCUAACCUGUGGCAUGUAACUAUAAAAGCAAAAUCUCUUAUCCAAAAAUGCAAAUUCUGAGAAGCAAUUUUUACAGCAAAGCGUCCAAAACAUUUUUUAGUUGUACAUAAAAUCACUCACUGAUGGGAUCCUUUCUUCAAAAUGCUGAUCUGAUGGAAAAGUUUAUUGUAGUGCUUGCUGACAACCUAAUGAAUGUAUUGCAUGUGCAAUCUGUGAAUAAAAGUGGUGUUCUCAUAUGUGGAUAUUAAUGAAUUAUAAUGUGAAAACACUAACACUGCACUGAUUUCUAAAUAAAACACUUAAAAUCAA
This is a messenger RNA of Girardinichthys multiradiatus, 4698 nucleotides long. RefSeq names its product cadherin related family member 2 (gene cdhr2). The record is from RefSeq and is a predicted model, not a curated record. Gene Ontology annotation, biological process: homophilic cell-cell adhesion. Gene Ontology annotation, cellular component: plasma membrane. Lineage: Eukaryota; Metazoa; Chordata; Actinopteri; Cyprinodontiformes; Goodeidae. Gene Ontology annotation, molecular function: calcium ion binding. Bases 42 to 3923 code for a protein of 1293 amino acids. The transcript has 31 exons.